AUGAACGACGAGCCCCAAGUUGCAGGUAUCGAUGACCCGCUAAACGAUGGCGUGGAGCUCCUCGAGGUUGCCAAGAACCCAACAGGCUAUUCCAAGCUUGAGGCCGUGGACCGCGUCAAGGUUCGCAUUGACAGCUUAAACCAAGAACGUGCGGAACGCGUUGCCAGACGACGGGAGCCAGAUAGUACCCUCAAGCGACUACUGCACCGCAUUAUACCUUACGGAGGCAUUAUUUCGUCCGGCUGCAACCUUGCCAGCUCGUCGCUGGGUGCUGGAAUUCUUGCCCUGCCGUACGCCUUCAACAAGUCCGGACUGGCGAUGGCGUUGGUGUACCUUGUGGUGAUUGGCAUCCUGACCGUUUACUCCUUCACCCUGUUGGGCAUCGUUGGAAAGCGGACGGGGCUGCGGAACUAUGAGCAGAUUACAAAAUCCCUUAUGGGGACGGGCGCAGACUAUUUUUUAGCCCUCAACAUGUGGCUUAUCAGUUUUGGUGCUGAAGUCUCCUAUGUGAUCUCCAUGGGAGACAUUAUUGGUGCUUUCAUUAACAGCUCUCCCGAUGCCCCUGCGUACCUCAAAACCCUCUCCGGUCGUCGUCUGUUGACGAGUGCUGUGUGGAUUGUUUUAAUGCUGCCACUGUGCCUGCCGAAGGAGAUCAAUUCCCUGCGCCACAUCUCAGUCAUCGGGGUUCUCUUGGUGAUCUUCUUUGGGAUUUGCAUGGUUAUUCAUUCUGCACGCAACGGCCUUGCUCAUGGUAUUCGUGAUGACCUGGUUUACUUCCAGACAGGCAAUCAAGCAAUUCAGGGACUCUCCAUUUUUACCUUUGCCUUCCUGUGCCAGCUGAACGCGUAUGAGGUCUAUGGGGAAAUGUACAAGCCAAGUGUUGCCCGAUUUACAAAGAGCGCCGGACUUGGUGUAUUUCUCUGCUUCUCGCUUUACUUUUGCUCCGGGUUGUUUGGCUACCUGGAAUUUGGCCCGGCGCUGACAGGCACUGUCCUCGAGCGGUACAACCCGAUUGCGGAUAAAAUGAUGGGUGUGGCGUACGCUGGUCUUAUAUUGAAGCUUUGCGUUGGGUACGGGCUGCACAUGAUUCCCGUGCGGGAUGCAGUCUACCACGUGAUUCACGUUGAUGUGAAGACCAUAGAGUGGUGGAGGAACAGCCUCGUUUGUGGAUCCAUGGCAACGCUGUCACUCAUUGCGGGUCUCCUCAUUCCGAGCAUCACGAUUGUGUUUGGCCUGGUGGGAGGGUUUUCUGGCGGUUUCAUUGGCUUCAUCUUCCCCGCCCUGCUGUACAUGUACAGCGGCAACUGGACGCUGCAGUCGGUUGGGUACCUGCACUACUUUGGCACGUACCUUCUGCUGCUGGUUGGCGUGAUUGGUGUCGUGUUCGGGACCACGUUUGCCGUCUACGGGGAGAUUAUUGCCUGA
Molecule: messenger RNA, 1425 nt
Organism: Trypanosoma conorhini
Lineage: Eukaryota; Euglenozoa; Kinetoplastea; Trypanosomatida; Trypanosomatidae
Product: putative amino acid permease
Exons: 1
Coding region: 1-1425 (474 amino acids)
Biological process (GO): amino acid transmembrane transport
Molecular function (GO): amino acid transmembrane transporter activity
Source: RefSeq, a predicted model, not a curated record